Messenger RNA from Prosopis cineraria, 1317 nucleotides. Its product is annotated as protein P21-like. The record is from RefSeq and is a predicted model, not a curated record. Gene Ontology annotation, biological process: defense response. The transcript has a single exon. Gene Ontology annotation, cellular component: extracellular region. Lineage: Eukaryota; Viridiplantae; Streptophyta; Magnoliopsida; Fabales; Fabaceae. The coding region runs from base 52 to 741 and encodes 229 amino acids.
AUUUUCUCAGGGCAAAAAAACUUCAAACACCUUCUCAAUUAAACUCCAACCAUGGCGAUCAUAAUCAAAACCAUCCCAAUCUUCUCCUUCGUCCUCAUAACACUCUUCUUCGCGUCCACAGCCAGAGCCGCCAUGUUCAACAUCUCAAACAACUGCUCCUACACCGUGUGGGCAGCUGCCAUCCCCGGCGGAGGCAGAAGGCUCAACUCCGGCGAAAUCUGGGCCCUCGACAUGGCAGCCGGAACCUCUAAGGCUCGCAUCUGGCCACGAACCAACUGCAGCUUCGACGAAUCGGGACGGGGGACGUGUCUCACCGGAGACUGCGGCGGCCUCCUCGAGUGCAACCAAACCGGUACGCCUCCAAACACACUUGCUGAAUUCUCGUUGAAUCAAUACAACAACAUGGAUUUCUUCGAUAUUUCAUUGGUGGAUGGGUUCAACGUACCGUUGGAGAUCAGUCCAAACUCUACCGCCUGCAACAACACGAUCCGGUGCACCGGCGACGUCGCCGAUCAGUGCCCCCGGGAAUUGAAGGUUGCCGGAGGGUGUCAGAAUCCUUGCACAGUGUUUGGGUCGGAUCAAUAUUGUUGUACUUCAGGUUCAAGGAACUGUACGGCCACUACGUAUUCCAAGUUCUUUAAGGAUAGGUGCCCUGCUGCUUACAGUUACCCCAUGGAUGAUCCAACAAGCACCUUCACUUGCCCAGGAGGAACCAGCUAUAACGUUGUGUUUUGUCCUUGAACAUGGUUUAUUUCUUGGGGAAAAAAAAUUACACCUAGAGAUUUCAUAUCGUUAAACAUUUAUUUUAAAUGAUUUUAAAAAGUCAGAGUGUUUUUUUCUAAGAAUUAAAUUGAGUUAUAUUAUCUUCAUUCUGGGGAAAAAAUGACUUUGAAUAUCUUUUUAAAUAUGCUCAAUAAUAAAUUUUAUUGUACAAUAAUUAUUCCGAUUUUUAAAAUCAUUUAAUCUAACUUUUUGAAGAUAUGAGUUUUUAUAUUUUAUUUUCAUUUCAUUUCCUUUGAUUUUUAGUAUAUUUGUGAUUAGUAUACAUUGUUGUUUCUAUGAUUAUUAUGUAGCUGGAAAAUACAAAUAAAGGGCUUUGCAGGCACAUCUAGAAUGUGAUCUAGAUUAUCUCUUUUGUCCUGGUUGAACUUUUAUUAUAAUAAUAAAUGAGAUUAUUAUAAUAAAUUGCUUAUCACACAUGCAUGAAGCAUAUAGUAUUUGUCAACGUUCAUAUCAUCUUUAUGUUGAAAUUUAUAUCUUUGACUAUCUCCAUUUGUCGGGCUGGUCCACUUUAUAAAAUAUGCUUCAUAUACCUUA